AACGAGGCUUGAAGUGGUGUGCUGUGGCUCGCGAGGCACCCAGUCUUCCAGACACUCUCCGCUGCGCAGCGGUCUGUUAAGGUCGCACUGGUUAGAUGCUCUAGCCAGAUAUCACUUGCGAUGCAUUUCUUUGUGGUGCUCUCCAUGGUCGUGACCAUGGCCCAGGCAAGCAGUGCGCCUCCCACAACUGAGGAGAACAGCUGUUCAGGCCUCAAGGACGAUCGCUCCCUUCUGUCCACUCUACUAACGAUCACAGGCUAUAGUGACACUUGCGUGGCCGCCGCCCUGGAUUUCUGUAGCAUUGAUCAAAAGAACAGCAGCUACAGGUCCUUCAUGGAGGAGGCAAAGGAAGUGGUGCAGCAGGUCAGUGUUGCUGUAAACAAAUGGGAGUCUCGGCCACGUCACUGCAAGGACUUACUGGACUCCGGGGACAGCGGGAGCGGCCUGCGCCAGGUAUACCCUUACCCUGGGCAACCCCACCACCGCGUCACCGUGUUUUGUGACCACACCGUCGACGGCGGGGGAUGGACCGUCUUCCAGCGGCGCACCAGUGACGCCGUCCGCCAAGAUUUCUACCGCACUUGGAUCGAGUAUCGGUUGGGCUUCGGCGACCUGGAGGGUGAAUUCUGGCUGGGCCUUGACCUUCUGCACCAGCUGACCUCCACCACCCUGCAGCAGCUGCGAAUUGACCUGCACGAUUACGAGGGAGAACAUCGGUGGGCUAAGUACGGAUUCUUCCACGUGGGCGCUCCGGAGACCAAGUUCCGCCUCAAGGUUGGAAGUUACAGCGGAGACGCCGGAGACAGCUUAGCAGCAAAACACAACGGCAUGCGUUUCAGCACCCGUGAUGAUGACAACGACAAAAAUAAUGAAUGGCAUUGUGCCCAACGACGCCGCGGAGGUUAUUGGUAUAAUGCUUGCUAUGAUUCUAACCUGAACGGCUACCAGUAUGUUGGCCACGACACCGAUGACCAUAGAGGAAUCGCCUGGCGUCACUGGAGAGGUACGACCUACUCCCUGAAGGCUGCAUCAAUGAUGAUGCGUCCUGCCUUCUGAGUUGGCUGCGGCAUGGCACGGCACGGCACGUCACGACACGGCAGGAGGCGUGCACACUACACUAUUCACAUGACCACCACCACCACCAUCUCUCCAAGUAACCUACGUAUCUAACACUAUUUACUAACAUUCAGCCAGAGUGUUGAUAACAAACAUGUGACGUCAACUGGUGAAUAACUCGAGUAACGUUUGCACACCUUGGUCUAUUUCCCUCAUGUUUGCCCUGUCCCCCUGUAAGAUCCACACCAACCUCUAAGUGAUAAGACUGCCUCUUGCCUCAUGUCUUGUUCACAAUCCUGUACACGUAGCUAUAUGUAUUGACAAGAAAAGGACUCUCUCUCUCUCUCUCUCUCUCUCUCUCUCUCUCUCUCUCUCUCUCUCUCUCUCUCUCUCUCUCCUUCACUGUGCAGCAGUGCAUCAUGCUUCUUGCUAACAAAUGUCAUUAACAACAAAACAAGCCGAUAAUAAAUUCAUCAUUGCCUCGA
Messenger RNA from Portunus trituberculatus (swimming crab), 1541 nucleotides. Its product is annotated as ficolin-1-like. Bases 121 to 1056 code for a protein of 311 amino acids. Lineage: Eukaryota; Metazoa; Arthropoda; Malacostraca; Decapoda; Portunidae. The transcript is spliced from 4 exons. The record is from RefSeq and is a predicted model, not a curated record.